AUGGCAAACGAUCCUAGACUUUCUCGAAGUCGCACCGGACAUGCUAUCUCGGGACCUAACACUGACUCUGGCCCGCUGAGCCCAGCAACGAGCAAGAUAUUCGACCUCAUUCGAGAGCUCCACGCUGAGAAAGUUCGAGAGGCAUCAAACGUACACAAAGCCAUUGCCGAGAAAGACACUGCGGUCACAGAAGUUGAGCGACUUAAGAAGGAGACUUUGCAGCUGCGGCAGCAGCUCGAGUCUACAAACACCACUUUGCAGGACCAGGUGGCAUGGGACGAUAUACAGCCAGUCUUGCAUCAGACCCACGGAGAACUGAUCUCCGUUGCGAUUCGUUUCGGGAACUUGAUCGAUGGUCUUCAGAACAAACGACUGGCGUCCUUCUUGCCUGGCACCGAGGUGUUGCAUAGCGAUUGGGUCGCCCAGGCCGGUCCUUUUGGAGCCACGGACCCUAACGCGCUUCCCGGGUUCUCCGAAUCAAGCAAUCCGCCGCUGCUUGACCCACAAGCUCCAACCUCGACCAAUGGGUAUGGGCCAUUUGUUUAA
Molecule: messenger RNA, 546 nt
Organism: Penicillium waksmanii
Lineage: Eukaryota; Fungi; Ascomycota; Eurotiomycetes; Eurotiales; Aspergillaceae
Exons: 3
Coding region: 1-546 (181 amino acids)
Source: RefSeq, a predicted model, not a curated record